CGUGAUCACAAGUUCAUGAGUUGGCUUGGUGGGGGCUGUGCACUGCUGCUCCAGGAUGCGGCUGGUCGCAAGCUCGUCGUGUUCGCGUGUCUCGUGCUGCUGUUCGGUCUGACCGAAUUGACCGUCGGCAUCCUCGUGAACAGUCUCGUUCUCCUCACAGACGCCUUCCAUAUGAUCAGCGAUCUGGUUUCGCUGGUCGUCGGUCUCGUUGCAGUCAGGAUUUCCAAAAAAGAUGCAAAUAACAAGUACACGUAUGGCUGGGGCCGCGCGGAAAUUGUCGGCGCAUUUGCCAACGGCUGCAUCCUCCUUGCUGUCUGCGUGUUCAUUUUGCUAGAAGCAAUUCACCGCUUUAUCGAGCUCGAGACAAUUGCUCAGCCAAUGUAUGUCAUUAUUGUCGGUUGCAUCGGUUUUGCCAUGAACAUUAUUGGGUUGGCGCUGUUUCACGGCCACGGACACGGCCACAGUCACGGUGGACAUGGGCAUGGUCACAGUCAUGGCCACAGCCAUAGUCACAGCCAUGGUCAUAGCCAUGAGCACAAGCACGGCCACAGCCAUGAGCACGGCCACAGCCACAGCCACGCAUCAAAGCAGCACGGACGCUUGAACCUGGACGAGUCCGACAGCGACGACGAGCUCGUGUUUGAAGAUGACACACCCAAAAGCCUGCUGCUCCAUGUGGACGACGACAUUCACCUUUCGGAGCACAACAAGCUGCGCGAGUUUACCGCUGGAGAAGAAGAUGCGGAUUGCGACGACCCGGAGCAUGGAAGCCCCAACAAGCGCAAGCGCUCUUCCAACACCAACUUGCAUGCCAUUUUUCUGCACGUGGCUGGCGACUGUCUCAGCAGCGUUGGUGUGAUUGUCAGUGGCGUUCUCGAAGAGUACUUGCCAUACGACUUCCGUUUUUACUUUGAUCCUGCCAUCAGCGUAAUUAUCUCGAUCGUCAUUGCGUUCUCGUGCAUUCCGUUGUUGCGCCGUUGCCUGCGCAUCCUGUUGCAACGAGCGCCCGAUCACAUCCCUUGCGGCCUCAUUCAAGAGCAAAUAGCCAACAUUCCAGCGGUGGAUGAGGUUGUAACGCUGAACGUCUGGGAGCUCUCGGAUACCACUGUUGUCGGAACGGUCGUUGUGCGAGUCAACGCCGAAACCAGCGUGCGCACUGUGACGGAAUCGGUGCGCAGCAUCAUGACCAGCCAUGGCAUCCACCACAUUACGGUUGAGCCUCAGUUUUAAUUUCUUGAUAUCUUUUCAAUGCAUCCGCGGCGUGCAAAUAGCAUCUGUGAAAUACUCAUUUUAGUCGACCCGACAUGCUGGUUUUGUAACACUCAGCCAAGCAACCUCCCUGAGCAAAUAUUACACGCAACGC
This is a messenger RNA of Capsaspora owczarzaki ATCC 30864, 1363 nucleotides long. RefSeq lists its product as hypothetical. The transcript is spliced from 9 exons. Gene Ontology annotation, biological process: intracellular zinc ion homeostasis; zinc ion transmembrane transport. NCBI's taxonomy places the organism in Eukaryota, Filasterea, Ministeriida, Capsasporidae. The record is from RefSeq and is a predicted model, not a curated record. Gene Ontology annotation, molecular function: zinc ion transmembrane transporter activity. Bases 16 to 1230 code for a protein of 404 amino acids. Gene Ontology annotation, cellular component: membrane.